Molecule: messenger RNA, 2071 nt
Organism: Lentinula edodes (shiitake mushroom)
Lineage: Eukaryota; Fungi; Basidiomycota; Agaricomycetes; Agaricales; Omphalotaceae
Exons: 7
Coding region: 465-1907 (480 amino acids)
Molecular function (GO): dioxygenase activity
Source: RefSeq, a predicted model, not a curated record
UGGCUUUACUUCUCUCUCGUUAACAACUCGUUAAGCUUCGUAUUCAGGUAUCGUCCGAGGGCCGAAGUCUGAAUCAUUUCCGUCCUUAGAACCUCCUCAAAUCUUCAGUUCGGACACUAUCAGAAGCAAAUGUUUCUGCGAUGCGGAGUGAACUUAUCAUGACAAGGAGAACUUUAUCGUCCCGCAUCAUUGGUGAAAGGGCGAAGGACGUCACUGGAAUGACAAAGUGAUUAUCCCGACCCUCAGGCCUCUGCGCUCAGCGAUGAGCUUGCUUUUAUCGCACUUCAAGCGAGCGAUUUUAUGAACAUUAUAGGCAUCACGGAAACUGCAACUUUCGAAUCUGUGAAAGGGGCUUCGCUUUUCGUCAAAACAUGACCACAACCUCCCAUCGAAAUUUUACCCAGGGCGGACUUUAAUGGGAGCUAUAGUAAUGGAGCAGACAUGUGAAGGAUGCUAACGUUGCGAUGAUACACACCAAGAAGAGCAAACCCGUGAGGAUGAAGAUUCAAUUUUGUUUGCCACUGCGGCCAAUGGCCAUCCUCUCUGCCUCGGCGAAUCAUAUACAAGCGGUCCGUUCCGAAGCCCGCAUAAAGGAGAGGUUUUUUUCACAAAAGAUUUUGAUACGUGACGAUGUAGGGCGAAUGACGUGCUUCAUUGACCACCUCGCGCAACUAAUACGAUAUAAGGGAAGUACCGUUGAAAAACAUGUACAUUGUACGUUCCUUCCACCAGCUCAAGGAAAUAAAAUCAUGUCUACUGCUACCACGACAUUGACAGAGGCGCUUGACGCAAACUUCUCUCGACUCUCACUCUCUGCUUCUCCUGUGCCAUCCACUCGUCUACCUCUUCCUUCAUGGAAAGCGCCACCACCAACCCAAGAGGAAGUGGAAUGGGCUGAUAUUUUGACCGUCGAUCUCUCCCUGUACGAAACCAAUAAGCCUAAGCUCAUCGAGACGGUGCAGACGGCACUACAGAGAGAUGGUUUCUUCUACGUUAUUGGCCAUGGGAUUGAUGUUGAGGAGCUGAAUCGCCAGUUUGAUAUCGGACAGGUGGCUUUCGACCAGGUCCCGAGAGAAGAGAAGGAGGAACAUCGCGCACAGAUCAAGGAAAAAGGAUCGUUCAUGGGAUACAAGCUCCAGAAUUACUGGGAAAUCAAAGACGGCGUGAGAGAUAGAAUUGAACACUAUAAUUUUUACAAUAACAGCAUUGACCCAGUGACACGGCACCCAACCGCACUCCGACCAUUCGUUCCGGAAGUUAAGGAAUUCCUUAAUACCAUGCGCCAGACUGUUCUCCACAGGGUUCUGAACCUGAUAGACGGCGUCCUAGGAUUAGAUGAAGGAUACCUUUGGGAACUACACCAAAAUUCCGAAGGGGAGAUGGGAGACGACCUUUUCCGUUACAUGAUAUACGACCCGCUUACCGGAGAAGAAUCCCAAAAGACAAACGGAGUGAUGCUUAAUGGUCACACUGACUUCAAUAGUAUAUCCACCCUCAUAUCACAGCCAAUCACGGCGCUCCAGGUUCUCAUGCCAGACAAUGUCUGGCGAUAUGUAAAGCACAAGGACGGAGCUUUCGUCAUCAACAUCGGAGAUCAGCUAUCCUUCAUGACCGGUGGAGUUUUGAAAGGAACUAUGCAUCGAGUUGUCAGUCCUCCGGAAGAUCAACGUGCCCUCCGCCGUCUUGGUGUAUUCCACUUUGCACACUUUAGAAACAACAUUCCACUCAAUCUCCUUCCUUCGAAGAAAGUGCAUGAGGAGGGUCAUAUUAUAUUUGAAGGAGAGAUUCCGACGACAAACGAAUGGGAAGAAAGGCGCGUAAAGAGUUACGGCACAUCAGAAUUUAUCAAAGGCGAAGUGUAUGAUAUUGAAGUCAUCGCGGGACUUCAAGUUCGACAUUAUCAUUAGUGAGGUGUAGACACGGAUUAAAUGUAUGAAUACCCUGUGGUUUUUGUAGGAGUAUAGCUUUUCAGAUAGGAACUUCGUGUGUUUUGAAAUUCAUUUAUGGGUCCAGGGCCCAGACUCCUGUUGUACUCAACCGACUUUCUUUCGCGGUAACAAACAAAUAAACG